AUGCUGUUUGCUCAGGUUGAUGACAAGAAAUGGCAGCGAGCUAUGAACUUCCUGUCAGGCGUAACUGAGUUCAAUUAUAUGACGCAGGUUGUUUUGAUGGUAUACGAAGACAGCCGAGCUGACAACACUGCUACCGGCAUGGAACGAUUUCACAUUGAACUGUUGUUCUCCCCCGGGUUGUAUCCCUGCUUUUUGACCGAGAAAGAGAGAAUAUAUGAGAGUCGACUGAAUAAAUCAAAUGGAAUGACGAAGAGUCAUUCGCGUGAAGGGAACUUCAAUGGCUCCGUUUCACCGAAUUCGGGAGAGGAUAGAAACACUGAUUCGCCACCAAUCUUCAUGACAGUACCUACCAAUAUCGCUGAUGACCUUGUCUCUGUGGCUAGUACAAGUGAGGACCAGAAGGCCGCUGAAGCAUCUGGGUGAGU
Messenger RNA from Cylicostephanus goldi, 425 nucleotides. The record is from the annotation of a GenBank genome assembly. Lineage: Eukaryota; Metazoa; Nematoda; Chromadorea; Rhabditida; Strongylidae.